AUGAUGUCUCGGUCAGUGCGUGCGGAUACCAGGAGCAGAGCUAAAGAUGACAUUAAGAGGGUCAUGCAAGUCGUGGACGAGGUCCGCCGGUGGGAAAAGAAAUGGGUAACCAUCGGAGAGACUACCAUGAGAAUAUAUAUGGCGUCCCGGCCCUCGAAACACACACACAUACCCACUGAAGGGCAGUCAUAUAAAUAUUGA
Molecule: messenger RNA, 201 nt
Organism: Macrosiphum euphorbiae (potato aphid)
Lineage: Eukaryota; Metazoa; Arthropoda; Insecta; Hemiptera; Aphididae
Source: the annotation of a GenBank genome assembly